This is a messenger RNA of Pocillopora damicornis (cauliflower coral), 2753 nucleotides long. RefSeq names its product serine/threonine-protein kinase PAK 4. Lineage: Eukaryota; Metazoa; Cnidaria; Anthozoa; Scleractinia; Pocilloporidae. Gene Ontology annotation, molecular function: ATP binding; protein serine/threonine kinase activity. The record is from RefSeq and is a predicted model, not a curated record. Gene Ontology annotation, biological process: protein phosphorylation.
CGAAUAUUCGUUUUCCGAAUUUUCCGAUUCCGAGUGUAACGGACAUGGGAAGGUAUUCCAUGGCUGUAAUGGGUUGUGAGGUCGAAUUUCUUCCUGGAUGUAAAUUCUUAUUGAUCUUAUAGUUCUUUCCAACCAGUUCAAGAAGGCGAAAUCGUGAUUCAACCUGGUUCACCUUUCCACGGCUGGCUUUAAUUGCUCCCUGCCAAGAUGUUCAAGCGUUUGUUUAAGAAACGUAAGCGGGUUGAGAUUUCUGAACCUCAGAACUUUGAACAUCGAUUUCACACUGGAUAUGAUAACAGUACGGGCAAAUUUAUCGGUCUACCGCCACAGUGGGAAGCACUGCUUGGAAUACAGAGGGAAUCACAAAACAGACCUAAACCGAUUGUCGAUCCAGAAAUAAUCACUCAAGUUUCGCCACUGAGAAAAUCUCAGUGGAGUCUACUGAACUCUGAGGCAAAGGGUCCUGCCUCGAAAGUUAUUUCUGUUUCUCGCUCAAAUUCACUUCGCAAUUCAUUCCGAGUCAAUCAAGGCUCAAGGCCUUCGGCCAGAAGGCGAGAGAGAACGAGUACAGAACUUUCCGAAGACGUGAAUUCCACGCGCGCGUUUAACGGGAAAGUUCCACGGGCGGAAUAUAUUCGAGAACAUCCCGAAGAAAACAACCGUCGAUUUUCUCAAGGCUACGAACGCUCGCACAAUGGCAGGGAAAUCAAUCGACAGCAAAAGAUCCCUGCUAUAGAAAGAGAGACUUCAGCAAGUUCUGAUUAUGGCUCGGCGAGCACAGACUCUGGAGAAAACAAUGGCGAAGACCUCCGAAGCUCUUCCAAGACAAGACUCAUGUACUCUGAUUCCCCAGUCAGUCAUGAGCAGUUUCGAAAAGCGCUAGAAGUAGUUGUAACUUCAACUGGUCCUCCGGAGUAUCUGGACAAUUUUAUUAAAAUCGGCGAGGGCUCGACCGGGGUUGUCUGUCUUGCUCGAGAUAACAAAACAAAACGCCAAGUUGCAGUGAAGAAAAUGGAUUUGAAAAAACAACAACGAAGAGAACUCCUAUUUAAUGAGGUCGUGAUCAUGAGGGAUUAUCCCCAUCCUAACAUUGUAGAAAUGUAUGGAAGUUACCUUGUGGCAGAUGAGCUGUGGGUGGUGAUGGAAUUUCUCGAGGGAGGAUCAUUAACAGAUAUCAUCACUCAUACAAAUCUGUCAGAGGAACAGGUAUCUUGUGUGUGCCGUUCUGUGUUAAAAGCUCUGGCUUUCCUGCAUCCUCAGGGAGUCAUCCACCGAGAUAUCAAGAGUGACAGCAUUUUGCUCACCACAAGUGGGCAGGUAAAGCUCUCUGACUUUGGUUUUUGUGCACAAGUCACUGAUGAUAUGCCUAGAAGAAAGUCUCUUGUUGGCACUCCAUACUGGAUGGCACCAGAGGUGAUAUCAAGAAAACCAUAUGGCACAGAGGCUGAUAUUUGGUCUCUUGGGAUUAUGGUUCUUGAGAUGAUUGAAGGAGAACCUCCUUAUUUUAGUGAGCCGCCAUUACAGGCCAUGAGGAAAUUACGAGACUUGGAUCCACCAAUCUCAAGUAUGAAUAAUGAGAUGUCUCCUAGAAUGCUGUCAUUUUUGGAAAGGACUUUGGAUCGUGAUCCAGUGAAAAGAGCUUCUGCCUUUGAACUUCUCAAUCAUUCUUUCAUUCGUAGCACAGCAAACUCUACAUCUCUUGCUGACAUGAUGAAAAGUUUCAGACAUAGUGUUUGCUAGCCAAGAAGAGCUAAACAGGAAAUACAAGGAUUUCUCUCCCAGCAAGGCAAACUUCUCAUCAGAAUGUUGGUCUCUAUGAUUUUUUCACAAUGUAACUUGUCCCCCCUCAAGUCUUGGAAACAAGUCUUACAGACUUUGGUUUGCUAUAGCAAAGCAAUUGGUUUUUCACAGUUGUACCUUCCUAUGAUGGCUACGGUUGGAUGUCCAAAAUGUGGUCAUCAAUCAAAUACAGGUUUGUUAAGUGUGGGAUUGACUGGAGUACCUUCCUUUUUUAGGACCUAAAAAGUUUGUCUUAAUUAGAAGGUGGCCAUAUUAGCAGUAAUGGUUGUUAGUAGUGAAAAGAUGCACUGAGGUUGUUGUGGAAAGUGAAUUUCAGGUUAAAAUGAUUUAAGCUGGUUUGAAUAGUUUUUUUUUUCCCAAAAAUUUAAUGUUCUAGGUAAAUUACUAUUGAUGUUCAUUAAACAAAGUGAAAUAGGAGUCAAACUCUUGUGAAGUCAUUUUAACCUGAAAUUAUUCAAACUGCAACAAACAUACCUUUCAAUGUAGCUGGGUGCCGAGCUAUCAGUGAAAGUGCAUCAAAGUGUUAUUUUUAGUGCUAUGCAAUCUUUGUAGUAAAAAUUUCACCAAAAAUGAAUAAUAAGUCAAUGGAAUGUCAUUUAGAAUCAACAGUUCAGAAUCAAUUUGUAAAAUUAUUCAAGACACGUACAUGUAAAUACCUCUACACAAUGUAUAUUGACCAAUCUGGUUGUUGUAUGGCUUGCUUUAAAAUUUUUAAGCCUGCGUAGAACUGAAAGUGAUGGCCAAAGAAAUGAAAACAGUUAAUAUACAUUUUUUUACCUUCAUUAAUGUCUAGGUGUCUUAAGACUUUAGGUGAGAUUUGUUGGUCAAAAAUCUCAUCAAGAAGUUUUUGGCUGGUACCCAAAUCUCUUUUUGAUGUCAUUUUGGGUUCUUCUUUCAUUAGAUUAGGAGAAUUGAAGUCUUGUUUUCUCAAGGGAUUUGCUUUUUCUGAAAGA